Molecule: messenger RNA, 4324 nt
Organism: Procambarus clarkii (red swamp crayfish)
Lineage: Eukaryota; Metazoa; Arthropoda; Malacostraca; Decapoda; Cambaridae
Product: heparan sulfate 2-O-sulfotransferase pipe
Cellular component (GO): membrane
Molecular function (GO): sulfotransferase activity
Source: RefSeq, a predicted model, not a curated record
AGGUGGGGGAGCCUGCCAGUUGCCAUCAAGACUUGGGGGAAGGUGGUCGCUCCUCUCCCGCUGGAGUUUGUGAGAGAAUUGAGUUUAGAACUUUAAACUGAAAUUAUACACCUGGAACAUGAAUGCUAAAUUAUGAUCUAACGUAGCGUAAAUUUUGUGGUGGUUCAUAGUGAUUGGGUAGGUUCAGUUUUUACAGUGGGAGAGUGAGUUUAAUGCCAACAAUGACGACCAUUGGAAGGCUGUGGAGACAAUAUAUUCCAGCCAGAGUGAGCGAGCUGCUGGCCGUCGUCAGUCUGACGUCCACCUGCAUGUUGUUCCUACACACCAGCCACCUGCAGGCCCAGCUGGCGGUCUACACCAACCAUCUAGACCAGACAACGGGGCCACACAACCAACAUCACGACGGCCUCAGCGACACGCUAGACCGCAGCGCCAGUGCAAGCGGCGGACAUGAUCAACACUACUCCCCACAGAAACUUAAAUUUGGUGGCUUCAAUUUGGAGGAAUUUCGAAAUAUUGACCCCAUGAGUCUGAACAACACUGUGAACCACCACAAGUUAACUUUGGUGUUUAACCGCGUGCCCAAAGUGGGCAGCCAGAGUACUAUGGAACUGCUGCGUACUCUCAGUUACAGGAACGGCUUCACUUUCCACAAGGACCGCCCGCAGAAGGUGGAGAAUAUUAAACUCACAGAGAGAGAACAGAGACGGUUGGUGCAGCUGGUGGACGUGUUCAGACCCCCGUCCGUUUACGUCAAACACGUGUGCUACAUCAACUUUACAAUAUUCAACAUGACACAGCCACUGUAUGUAAACAUGGUGAGGGACCCCGUGGAGCGAGUCAUCUCCUGGUACUACUACGUUAGAGCUCCUUGGUACUUCGUGGAGCGCAAGCAGGCCUUCCCAGAGCUGCCUCUGCCCUCAGCUGCCUGGCUUCGUAAGGACUAUGAGACGUGUGUCCUGACGGGGGACAAAGAGUGUCAGUACCGGGAAGGAGAUGAGCGCCCGGACUUUGCACAGCUUACUGAAUUCUUCUGUGGCCAAGAGAAGAAAUGCACAGGCUUCAAUACAGACUAUGCGCUGCAGAAAGCUAAAGAGAACGUUGAGAGGAACUAUGCUGUAGUUGGGGUUCUUGAGGACCUCAACACCACCCUGACCGUCCUCGAACACUAUGUUCCCAGGUUCUUCAAGGGAGCCAAGCACCUCUACUGGAACGAGGUUCAGAAAUUCAAUAAAAUCAACCGGAAUAUCUACAAGCCACCUGUUGCAGAGAACAUCAAAGACAUUGUGAGGAAAAACUUCACCAGAGAAAUCGAGUUUUAUGAGUUUUGUAAAAGACGCUUAUAUAUGCAGUACGCCGCCCUAAAUCUUCCAGAGACUCAACCUACACAACCCUAAAACGCCCAGAGACAAGCUAUGCUACCUAGAACUUCCAGAGACUUAAGCUAUGCUACCUGAAACUUCCAGACACACUUUAGGUACACCACCCUAAAGUCUUCAAAGACUUUAGCUACACCAUCCCGAAGCUUCCAGAGACUAGCCAUGCCAUCCAAUUGCUUUUAGCGACACUAGGUAUUCCCCAAAAGCUCCCAGACACACUAGAUGCGGCUCCAAAAACUUCCAGAGACUUUAGGUGUUAUCCUAAAGCCUCUACACGCCACUUUAGGCAUGCCAUCCUAAAAUUUCUUGAUAUGCUUUACAUACGGCUCUCUAAAAGCUUUCGAACCACUCCGUAUACUCCGUCCAAAAUCUUCCAGAGGUGCUAAACACACUACCCUAAAAUAUAAGUGUGUGGCGCUAUGAACCUUCCCGAGACACAUUAGGUAUGUCCCCUCAAGCUUCCAGAGACACUUUAAUAGUAGUGCAGCAUUUUACAGCAACUUAGCAUAUCUGAAGAUUAUACGAUAAUGUAUCUCCUGAGACUGAUGGAUGCCUACUAUUUAUCUUACAUUGCAACAUUUUGCUAUUAAAUUGCGUCUGCGCCAUUUUUAUACAGAUAUGGAAAUAAUUUAGCAUAUUAAAUACUGUACAACUUACUGCAGUAAAACAGUAUAAUAAUAUGUACGUGGUUAAAUUAACACUUUUGUAAUUUAAACUUUAUACAAGAAAUAAAACUAUUGCUAGGUUAGACGAGGUAAGGUAGAGACUAAACACUUCAGACUCUUUGUCUGAAGUGUUUGGUCUAACAUGUCCAGUGUGUUAGUUGAUAGAAUGUUUUUGUGAUAUGUUGUCGAUACAUCAAUGAAGAACGAACCUAAUAUUAUUCAUUCAAAAUUCAUGAUAACUGCUACACCUAUUUGAUAAUAUACCAGUACACUAAAAGCAGUAUGUUACAUUUUUGAUGCCAUAUGUUACAUCAAAUAUAAUUUAAAAACCUGGGACCACUAGCUGCUUUAAUUAUAUUAAUAGUUAAUAAUGCAGACCUGAAUGUCAGUGGUUCUUAUUUAGUGCAAUAUUAUAAUUUCCUUACAAUGUUGAAUUCAUGCGAGUUCAGGAUAUAUACACACACCAAUAUGUAUGCCAUGCCUUUCGAUGACUAUAUACAUCGAGUUUAUUUUUGUCCUGAACCAUGUUCAAGACUAAAGACUAUUUGCAAGUUGGUCAGUAAGGCCUUAAUAACCCUCCAAAGGCUGAUAGAUUUCAUGCCUAAAACUAGCCAAAACAAAUUCAUGUAUGAAGAUCUUAAUCUAUUUUUUUAUGAGUGAAAAUAUUAUCUCAGAAAGUGUCAGUAUUAUACCUCUUGUAGUUUAAAUUAUUCGUGUACAGUACCUCUUUUAUUGAGUAUCAGUUUUGUGGAUAAAAUUAGCUUACUUAAUUUUUAGGCUAGUUGUAGAGGAUGGAUAUUUUAAUUGUCAUUUAUAAGUAUUGGCAAUCACAUUUUGUACUUUUGACGAGGGUUUGUGAUAUUGCCGUCCAAGCUUUAGAUUAAAGUGUUUUAGAGCGAGUUGUUAUUCUUCAUACAUCUUUUGCGUGCGUCGUUUUAUAAUUAAUAAUUUUGUUAUAUCACACAUUACUCCCAUCCUUAUUAGGUACCUUUACUAGUCCAUUGUUAACUAUAUUAUUACGUAUUCAUUGUACUUUCUCAUUUCAUGUUUUGAUUCUAUGCACAAAUAUUUUUCUCAUCUCACCAUUUAUUGUUUGGUCAUUUAUUGUUGAAUCAAUUGUCAGUAAACCCAUUCCUUAUUUCAUAAUUAUAAUUUAUCUACGGAUCUCUUAAUUUAUUUUCAACCCAACCUUGAAGUAUGGAUAGAUGCUCAGUACAUUUCAGUAGAUAUAUUCCUCCGGGAUUGUUGACAUUGUGUUAUAUACGGUACUUCAUUAUCAAUGACAAACCAGCCCGUCCUCUCGAGUGUUCACAACGUCACUAAACUAAUGUACUAAAUUACUCGAACCUAACCGAGGGCCUACGAAUAGAAAACGCGACGUCACGUUAAUUUUUGCGAGUCGCUAUGAUUUUCAGUAAAUCAUUUUUUUGGCCUAAUGGGAUUUAUACGUCAAAAUGAAAUGUAACAUUGGCAGGGACGGGUUGGACAGACAUCAUAUUAGCAUCUCGAUGUUUUUUUGAGCAUGAGAGAUUGUAAUGGUAUUGUUUGGUUCACAUGUAAAUAAUUAGUUUUGUCACCAGCUGCCGAGGACUGUUGAGUUACCAUAUACUGAGAACAAUUAUUGCGUUUGUUACCACGAAGAAAGUUUUGUUAGUCACCAAUUACAUGUAUAUACUAAGGAGUUGUUUUGUUUGUCUCUGUGGUACUGUCCAUACUGUGGGUGAUACAACACUGCCUUCACCGUCGGUGAUAGUCUUUACUGUGGAUACUGCAACCUUCACUGUGGGUGACAGCCUUUACUAUGGGUGAUACAGUACUGCCAUCAAUGUGGGUGAAACAACCUUCACUGUACACAAUGCAGCAUUCAUUGUGGGUAAUACAGCCUUAACUGUGGGAAAUACAACCUUCAAUGUAUGUGAUACAGCCUUCACUGGGUAAUGCAGAUUCACUCUGCGUAAUACAGUCUUCAGUGUGGGUAUUGCAGCCAUCAGCUAGGUAAAUAAUGUAUUAGAGUAGAUGAAAACCUUUUGUGUAAUUUUAAACUUAAUAAUCGACAUUCUUGCAGGCAAGAAAGUUAACUGAUAGCCUUUAUACCCUUUUAUAUUGAAUAGUUGUUAUAUACUUGACAGUUUGUUUUACCCCACUUGAUAAUGUUUGGUCCCCGGAGUGAAUAUGAGCUCCAGAUCAAUAAUAUUUGAGUUUCAUACAAAGUACUGUACUAUUCUUCAGGUAUUGUACUCUAAUGUGUGUAAUGAUUGUCCAAAUUAAAUAUAUUGUACA